This is a messenger RNA of Vitis vinifera (wine grape), 2225 nucleotides long. RefSeq names its product pectin acetylesterase 8. The record is from RefSeq and is a predicted model, not a curated record. The coding region runs from base 324 to 1889 and encodes 521 amino acids. Gene Ontology annotation, molecular function: actin binding; pectin acetylesterase activity. Lineage: Eukaryota; Viridiplantae; Streptophyta; Magnoliopsida; Vitales; Vitaceae. Gene Ontology annotation, biological process: cell wall organization. The transcript is spliced from 19 exons. Gene Ontology annotation, cellular component: plant-type cell wall.
AGUGCGCGUAAACCGAUAAGAUUCGUCUGUCAAUAUCUGACCGGACCGGUUCGAACCGGGUUCAGUUAAAAUAAAAUAUGGUAAAAAAUAAAAGUGAACAAGAUGUUAACGAAUGAGUGUCGGCUGUUGGAUUCUCUAUAGAAGAGCGCUUCUAUAUAAGCUGCUUUUCUGCUCUUGCAAGGUGCGGGAGCUCUCACCAGUCACCGCAUUGUUAUAAGCACUUGUUUGAAGCUCGUUUUCUGCGUCAGAAGCUCACAAUCUGAACUGGGUUGGGUUUAGAUUCUGUGGCGAAAAGGGGAGUCUUCUCCUCUCGCAGUAUCAGAAUGGCUAAAGCAAGAACAGGCCACUGGUUAAGCAUUCUGGCAUUUUCACUGAUCUUGCUCAAAACAGAAGGCUUCUAUGUGGGAAUUACUUAUGUGGAUAGUGCAGUAGCAAAAGGAGCAGUUUGCUUGGAUGGUAGCCCACCUGCUUACCACAUGGAUAAGGGAUUUGGUGCAGGGAUUAACAAUUGGUUGGUUCAUAUUGAGGGAGGAGGAUGGUGCAACAAUGCCUCAACUUGCCUUGCUCGUAGGGACAACCGUUUAGGUUCAUCGAAGCAAAUGGUGAAGCAAAUUGCUUUCUCUGGGAUUCUGAGCAACAAGCAAAAAUUUAAUCCGGACUUCUACAACUGGAACAAGAUCAAGGUUAGGUACUGCGAUGGGGCCUCCUUUACGGGCGAUGUAGAAGCAGUUGAUCCUAAGACUAAUCUUCACUACAGAGGAGCCCGGGUGUUUCUUGCUGUCAUUGAGGAUCUUAUGGCAAAAGGAAUGAAAAAUGCUGCAAAUGCUGUUCUCUCUGGCUGCUCUGCUGGUGGGCUGACUGCCAUUCUGCAUUGUGAUAAAUUUCGCGCUCUUCUCCCUGUCAGCACCAAAGUAAAAUGCUUUGCAGAUGCCGGUUACUUCAUCAACGCUAAGGAUGUUUCAGGAGCAGCACACAUUGAAGGCUUCUACAGUGAAGUGGUUGCAACACAUGGAUCAGCAAAGAAUCUGCCCCCAUCCUGCACUUCAAGUCUAAGACCGGGCUUGUGUUUCUUCCCACAAAACAUGGCUCAACAGAUCAAAACACCGCUUUUUAUCAUCAAUGCAGCCUAUGAUUCAUGGCAGAUAAAGAACAUCUUGGCACCGGGUGUCGCUGAUCCUCAUGGUACUUGGCAUUACUGCAAGCUUGAUAUCAAGGACUGCUCAUCCUCCCAACUUGAAGCCAUGCAAGAUUUCAGGGUGCAGUUUCUUAGUGCAAUCAAAGGACUGAUAGGCUCCCCCUCCAAAGGAAUGUUCAUAAACUCCUGCUAUGCCCACUGCCAAACCGAAAUGCAGGAAACAUGGCUGAGGGACGACUCCCCAGUACUUGGAAAAACAACAAUUGCAAAGGCAGUAGGAGACUGGUACUAUGACCGGACUUUGCAGUUAAUGGAUUGGACUUUUGUACGUAAAGCUUGGGACAAGUGGAUAUCUACCAGUAUAGGUUCUUCUGGUGAACCCUUGAAGGCAGCUUUGCUAAUUAACUAUGACCCAACUGGACCAUCUCGGCUAUUGUCCACCAUUGCAGAGCAAGAAGGGAUUAGAGCAAAGCCAAUUGAAGUGAAUCAAUUUGUUGAUUUUAUCAAACGCAACAACCUCCAAAGUGAGAGCUUCUUUAUCGGGCAAAACCAAUAUUUGGUAACUUCAAUUCAUGACGGCUGGUUCUGUGCAAGGUGCAUGAACACAUCACAUCCUGCUGGUGAAGGUGCUAUAGUUAUGCAGACAACAUCAUUCAUCUUGGUUGCACUGUAUGAUGGUUCCAUUGGUUCAGCAUCUCGUGCUAUGGUGGAUGUUGAUCAGUUUGCAUGGCAAUUGGGCAGAAAGAACCUUUAACCUCAUAUUCCACAAUGGUGUUGUAUACUACAAACCAAUUCUUGGAAACUCUUGAAAUGGAACUGCUUUUUGAUCUUACCACAUUGAAUUUUCCGGGGAGGCUGGAAAUCUAGUGGAGUAGCAGUGUUCUUACUGGUUCAAAAUGUUCAAUUCAUGAUCCUUUACCGAUCUUUUGUUGUAGUUCUAAUGCUCUUGUUUCUAACUAAAUCAUUUGUAUCAAAAAUGAUUUGGUACUGUACUAAUUGAUACAGAAACAUCAAUGUAAAUGAGUUAUGGAUCACGGUUUUGAGAUCAAUUAAAUGAUGAUGUACAUUUUGUUUUGAUUUUCCAUCAGAG